Moneuplotes crassus is the source of this 2371-nucleotide messenger RNA. The record is from the annotation of a GenBank genome assembly. Lineage: Eukaryota; Ciliophora; Spirotrichea; Euplotida; Euplotidae.
GUAAAAUGGAGGAAGAAAGAGCCAAUGAAGAUGCUAAAAAGAUCUUAAUCAACAUUCUGGGAAAGAGACAGCCUGAUAGUUCUCAAAACAAUGUUGUCAUACAUGAUGAGAUGCCCAGUAUCGAUGAUGAAUCAAGUGAAUACAAAGAGCCUUCAAUUGCUUCUAAGAGUUGUAAUGGAGAGCACUCUAAAUAGCAUUAAUAACGCAUUUAAAGAUGAAGAAGGAAAUACAUUUACCUCUAACAUGGAUGCUACUCAGAGCAAAGGCUCAACAGUCUCUUUUCAAACUUUUAAUCUAGAACCUCCAAUGGAAUAUGAAGAAAUUAUUCAGAAAUUAGAAGGAGAUAUUAGGAAACACAUUCGUGUACAAAAUCAGCUCAAACUCCAUAUUGAGUCCUUGCAAGGAAGAGUAGAUGACAAGGAGAAAGAGUCCGUCGUCAAAAAUCAACAAAUAAUUGACCUCACAGAGCAUAUGGAGGCUUUGAGAGGCUCUAUAGCUGAAAUGAAUCAAAAGAAGAAGCAAGAAAUUAAACAGCUCAAGGACCAAAGUGAUAGAGAAAUUAAAAGAAUCACCGAAGAAAAUAAAAAGUUAAAUAAAGUUAUUCGUGAUCAAUCUCAGUAUGAAGAGAGGAAAGUAUUUGUUGCAAAAUCCAUUCCUCACAGCAGUAUUGAAAGAGCUAAACGGCCCGAUUCUAUCAGAUCAAACAAUAGCCAUGGGCCGAUGAAGGUGCAAGAAAUAUCGGGAAUAAACAUUAAAUAAGCAUCAUAGGCAUGGCUCUAAUACAUCGAAUUUAAGCAGUAAGCAUUACACUAAAUUAGGCCAAUCCAAGAAGCAAUCAAAUUUUGAAAUUGGAAAUAAUCCCAAACAGUCUUUCAACACGAACAAACCAGUCAAGCAAUCACCAUAUUCAACAAUGAGGUAUACUAAAACAGCAGAGGGUGAUAACAUGGACCUAGACUUGCUUCAGGAUUGGGAUAAACAAAAAACAAUGCCCGUCCAAGCUAGACAGACCAGCUCAAAGAAAAGAAAAUAGCGACUGUAAAAAGAUCCAAAGGAAAAGCGAAAAUAAAUCCAAAAACAAAAGCCUACUAGCAACUAGUAAUUCCAAAAGCCUUCGGUAUGAUUUAUACAAAGGACUGAGUCAGUAUAAUCAAAGUAUGGGGACUUUUGGAAAACCUGUGAACACUUCCUCUCAGACUCAACUGAAACGGUCCCAACUGUAUUCAACAGCUAAUGUGCAUAAUAAAUCUACCAGUAAUCUCGGCUCAGGAAGCAUGAACAUGAAGGCUCAUCUUUCAAAGAAAAUGAUCAAGAAUUAUGUCAAUACCAAUCGAGAGAAAGAUCAUAUGGGAAUUAGAUAUGAGAUUGAAAAGAAUGGCAACCAAAAAAGACUUAAUACUUACGCAAAAAAAGCUGCUCAGAGGGAAAACAAUGGAGCAAAAAGACCUAAAUCAACACUUGAUAAUGCUCCAACUUUCCAAGGGGGAAGUAAUAUUCGUAAAGUACCCAAGACGUACCAAUCCCCAUCUGGAAUAGCAGAUGAGUCUCGGAAAACUAAGGUAAAAGUUUAUAAGCUUGAGAAGAACAAAAUUGUCAGCGAAAUUGAAGAUAGGAGAAAGCAUUUAAAGUCCAAAAGUCAGUCUAAUUUCUCUUCCCAACAUGCGGUCGAUCAUAAAGCCAAGAAAUUGAGAAACUCAAAGAUUAAGAAGACUGAUAUUUAUUCACAGAACUUCAUGUCGAAUGAGCUACAAAAGUCUAGUGGUAUACGGGAGAAUGCUAGUAAGAUCACAUCUCCUGGAUCUGAAAAUAAAAAGUCUCCAAUGAGGACAGUUUCCAACUUCCAACAAAUGAACAAAGUUAUCAAAAAAGUCAACAAUACUAUGAAAAAUUCAAGAAGUCAUUAUACCCGGAAGGCUGGCACAGAAAGAGAGCUGAACAAAAAUCACUCACUUAUCGCAGAAAGUGGCUGAAGCGGCUUCUUUGGUAAUAACAAAAACAAAGGUAAUUACUAUAUAACAAGCAAUUAUAGAACUAAGGAAAGAACAUUCAGGCUCUCGGGUUACAACAAAACCUUCUGGGAGUAAAGAUCCUGAAAAUAGAAUGAAUUUUUAUCCCUCUCCACCAGAUGAGGUUGAUUUCGAUUCCCUUGAGUUCCAGGAACAGAAAGAAGAAUUUAAAAUAACCCGACUGAAAAAUAAGAUAAAAGAGCGAUCAUCCAAAAUGCGGUCUCCAGAUAUUUCAAAAGAUCAUAUUCCUGAGUACUAUUUUGAUCUAUCCAAAAUUCAUGAGAAUAAUGGUAAAAUGCCGAAAAUUGGAGGGAAAGAACGAAUCAAAAGCUACCAACUAUACAAAAGAUAGUUUAUUUUCUAGU